This is a messenger RNA of Sarcophilus harrisii (Tasmanian devil), 1837 nucleotides long. It is a transcript of the gene LTB4R2, whose product is annotated as leukotriene B4 receptor 2. The transcript is spliced from 2 exons. The record is from RefSeq and is a predicted model, not a curated record. Gene Ontology annotation, biological process: inflammatory response; neuropeptide signaling pathway. Gene Ontology annotation, cellular component: membrane. NCBI's taxonomy places the organism in Eukaryota, Metazoa, Chordata, Mammalia, Dasyuromorphia, Dasyuridae. Bases 166 to 1245 code for a protein of 359 amino acids. Gene Ontology annotation, molecular function: leukotriene B4 receptor activity; G protein-coupled peptide receptor activity.
GCUCAGGGAUGAGCUCCACCCGAACUUCCCCAGCUCCCACCUGUCCCAGCCCCAGCCCCAGCGAACUGACAGGCUUAGUACCUGACUGGCCACCCUGGGUCACCACCUUUCGCUUUUUUCUGGGGUCACCUAGUUUCGCCCCCCAGCAUUGCUCUCUCGGCCUGGAUGAAGCUGUUCUGCCUCCAGCCCCCGGGCAAUGAGACUCUUCUGAGUUCCCCGGCCUCGAGGGCCACGGGCACUGUGUUCUUGCUGCUGGCUGCCGUGCUAGGGCUGCCCGGCAAUGGCUUCGUGGUGUGGAGCCUCGCGGGCUGGAGGCCGGCGCGGGGAAGGCCCCUGGUGGCCACCCUGGUGCUGCAUCUGGCCCUGGCCGACGGCGCGGUGCUGAUGCUCACCCCACUCUUCGUGGCUUUUCUGGUUGGCCAGGCGUGGCCCCUGGGCCACACGGGCUGCAAAGCGGUGUACUACGUGUGCGCGGUCAGUAUGUACGCCAGCGUCCUGCUCACCGCCCUGCUGAGCCUGCAGCGCUGCCUGGCCGUCACCCGUCCCUUCCUGGCUCCCACUCUGCGCAGCCCGGCCUUGGCCCGACGACUGCUGCUUGGCGUCUGGGCAGCCGCUCUGCUCCUGGCGCUGCCCGCAGCCACCUACAGACACCUGUGGGGGGGACGCGUGUGCCAGCUGUGCCAUCCUUCACCUGCUGCGGCCGCAGCUCACCUGGCGUUGGAGACCCUGACGGCUUUCGUGCUGCCCUUCGGCUUGGUACUGGGCUGCUACGGAGUGACUCUGGCCCGGCUGCGGAGCGGGCGCUGGGGGGCCGGACGCCAGGGCGUGCGCGCAGGCCGUCUAGUGAGUGCCAUCGUGCUGGCUUUCGGCUUGCUCUGGGCUCCCUACCACGCUGUCAACUUGCUGCAAGCAGUGGCCGCCUUGGCACCUUCCAAUGGGUCUCUGGCGAGACUUGGGGGGGCAGGCCAGGCCGCCAGGGCCGGGACCACAGCUUUGGCUUUCUUCAGCUCCAGCGUCAACCCCAUUCUCUACGUUUUUGCUGCCGGGGACCUUUUGCCCCGGGCUGGACCUCGAUUCCUCACCCGAAUCUUCGAAGGCUCAGGGGAGGCACGGGGGGAAGGUCGUUCCCACGAAGGAACGAUGGAGCUGCGAGCUACUAGGCGCUUGGGAGGAGCAGGGCAGGAUCAAGGGAAUGGGGACCCCGGCGGUGGAGUCCAAGGGAUAGGCUCAGAUUGCAAAGGCUGAAGUUGCAUCUUCCUUUCCCUCUAUUUCUCCAACACUUUUUUCCCUACCAGCUCCCUAUCUAUGUUUGAACCCAGAAUCCAGGGGUACUACCCCUCCUCCCCCCACACUUCUGCCCGACUCCUUACUGGCCCAGAGACUUGUGACAAGAAGUUUACUGUGCAGCCCUAAGGGGGGAGUCACUCCAGGCCCACAGAACUCAGGGAGCAGGAUUUGUUGUGUUUGGCUUAUUUUUAUGUAUGUGCCCAGCUAUGCUGACCAAUAGUGCCAGAGGUGUCAGAUUGUAAAUACAGUGGAUCCAUUUACACAACGUUAUUCCUAUUGUUUGUGUCUUCUUUCCAGCCAACAUAAAAAUUCAAGGAUAUUUUAAAGGUCUCUUUUCUCCUCCACAACUGUAAAGCUAGGGUUGGGUUAUCUUAGUUUGGGAAAUUCUCUCAUAAAAGCUGGGACUAGACAGCCAUCUAGGGAGCAACAUAGGGAGGUGCAAGAUUAUAUAAAAUCGUUUUAGUACCCCCCAAUUUUGCCCUGCCAGAUGGCACAUAGGGUAUUCUUUUUUCAUUAAAUUGUUUUUCAAGUCAAGAUCCACCCUUUCUCU